Messenger RNA from Lucilia cuprina (Australian sheep blowfly), 7201 nucleotides. RefSeq names its product serine/threonine-protein kinase Doa (gene Doa). The transcript is spliced from 11 exons. The coding region runs from base 171 to 7118 and encodes 2315 amino acids. Lineage: Eukaryota; Metazoa; Arthropoda; Insecta; Diptera; Calliphoridae. Gene Ontology annotation, molecular function: ATP binding; protein kinase activity. Gene Ontology annotation, cellular component: nucleus. The record is from RefSeq and is a predicted model, not a curated record. Gene Ontology annotation, biological process: protein phosphorylation.
UUUAAUUUUUUGAAUUUAUUACAAAUAUAAAUCAAAAUUAAAAAUAUAUAUAUAUAUAGAAAAACCUUGAACGUACAAACAAAUUUAAUACCAAUAUAAGAUUUUUCUUAAAAAAUUCACCAAACAAAAAGUAACAAGAGAAUAAAGUCUUAUUAGUUGAAAAAAUAAAAAUGUCCACCAACGAAUUUAGCGAAUUGAUCGCUAUGGGUUGUCCUGACCUUGGGUCGACGCCUAACAGCAACGGGGGAGGCAGUGCUAGUGGCAGCAGCACUCAAAUACACAUUUAUGAUGAAAAACGUCGUCUGAGUGUUAAACAAAUGACUGCUACAGAGUUGGCAGCUGUACGUGCUGCUGCAGCUUUAGAAAUUAAAAACGCCCUAACAAAAGUCAGCGAACCAGUUCUAGUGGCAAGUGCCCCAGCCACACCAUUACCAAAAACCAGCGGCAGCAGUUUUAAUUUCAAUCAUGCCGAUUCAAUAGUCUCUGCACCAACAACACCAUUAAUAAAUGCAACAACAAAUAUUUCUAAAAUGCCCAAAACUCCAGAAAUCGUUAUGGAUUAUGUUGAUAGCAAUACUAAUAGUGCUAAUCAAUCUUAUCAGGUCUCACGUUCACCCAGUCCUGGAGAGACCAAAUUAGAUGCAAAGGUAAAAUUAUUACCAUCAUCUCCGGCACCCAGAGAUCGCAUAACAUCAUUACCCUCUAUACUAGACGACGGUAUGGAGGAACAUUUUCUCUCGCUUCAGACAACGAAUACGGCUGAUAACAAACGUUCGAAUAAUCAAUUAACUGUGUCAGCAAAUGCUCUGUUGCUGCAAAACUCUGAUGGUUCAAUUUCUCCCAAAGGUGGUGCUACUUCCUCCCAAGCCUCUUCAAAUAAUUCUCUACAAGAGGCCGGAGAAAAGAAUCAAUUGCUAAUUGACUCUAUUGAGUUAAUGCGAAAACAACGUAGAGAUCGUGAUAAUUCACGAGAAAGACGUUCGGAUUCUUUACUAGAUGAACGGCGUUUGUUUCAUGAUCGUAGCGCUGCACCCGAACGUGUACAUUCAUCCAGCAUUAGUAGUUUGGGCUCAGCAGCUGGUGGUGUUUCUUCAGUAUCAUUAUCUCUAAAUCCAAGUAAAACUACAAGUCGUCAUAACAGCAAUUCCAGUGCUAUAAGUGAAACUUCUGCAUCUGCUACCGUGGUUUUACCUCCUACCCCACCUCCUUUAUAUCCCUUGGCUAAAACGAGCUCGGCACCGAAUAUGGAAAGACGUAGAAGCAGUUUGUCUUCACUAUUUCCCGGUCCUUCACCAUUAGUGGCCCCUGAACCUGUGCUACACACUGAUCCCCAAGUAGAUAAAGAGUUCACUAAGGAAGAAAUCCAAGAAAUAGUCAAUGACACUAUAAAUAGAGAGAUUCCUACAGGUAAACAAGUUCAUCGUACCAAGACCCCACCACCAGUGGGAGUGAAAUUGGGAGUAAAUUUAAAAAAGGUUACACCGCCCAGAACCCAUAUAACUGUUAAGAAAAAUGAAGGACCCAUGUUGGGUGUGGUAUUGCGCAAGGUAGAGAAAAAACAAGUGCCUCAAAAGAGUAUACUGGACGAUGAUAAACCCUUGUAUCAUUUAUCGAUUGUACGCAGUGAUGGUAAAGACUACAAACCCUCUGAACAUCAUACGACCAUUAAACCUAAACCAAAACCUGCACCACUUCAAAAAUCUGCAACUAUAGCGGCAAAACCAAAUCCGGGAGGUAUUCUAACAGGUCCACAACAAACACCUAAGGCAGUAGCACAUCCCGUGCCUCAAACACCUGGUAAGCCACAACGUCCCAUGCCUGGAGUACCCAUUACCAUACAGAAAAUUGAAGGCGAUAAAAUUAUUAUAAUUAAAAAGUAUAUUGUGCCCAAAAACAGCAAAUUACCGGAACAUCUUAUGAAAGUUGGGCAAAACAAUGCUGAAACUAUAGAAGAUCUUGCCGCACAUGAGAACCAGCCGCAAGUAACAAUGCCAAAUAUGCAAAAGUCACCGGCACAACAGCAGCAAACUAUCAGGGAUGCUAAUGCUCAGCAAACCUAUCAAAUGAUCUAUCCUCAAAUGGCCACGGUUAUGACAUCUAGCAAAGCUGAAACCAAAUCGGGCCUAAGAUCACCCAUCUCCUCACCCUUGGCUUUGCGCAAGAAUAGAGGUCUACCACCGGUAAGUCCAAAAUCUACACCACCUUUGCCCAGGAAACAUUAUCCCUUGGCUUAUAAUGCCAACAACACCACGGGCAGCAGUACAUCUACACCAAUUACCAUACCAGCGGUACCACCUAGAAUGAUGGCGGCAGCUACCGCCUCUAGUCCAGCUUCUAGCUUAUCACUAUCUUCCUCAACAUCAUCACCCUCUUCAUCGCCGCCACCACCUCCCUUACCCUCCAGGGCACCGAAACUGUCAUCAGGCGGCAAUAUCCAUAAAUUACUAAACGAAGUCUCCGGAUCAAAAACACAAAAACCUCAUAUAUCUUCCUCUCCCAAAAAAGCGCAACAGGAGAAGCCAAGUAAUCAAAUCAAUGAAAUCGAUUUGGAUAAAUUAUUAGCUCAACAAAAAAAGUUAGAGGAAAAAACAGCCGCAGUCCAAGCCUCCUCAAAACUGGAUGCCUCAUUUUAUGAUGCCGAAAUUGAAAUGAUGAAUAAAUAUUUGAAAAGUUUACCCGACUACAGUGAGUUAGAUCGUAAAUUGCACCAGGAAUUUCAAGAGUGCGAGGAUUUAUAUGAUAAACUCAAAAAGAGGCAGGCUCCUCUAAGUAAAUCUAACUCUCAACAAAGUGUCAUAGGAGAUGUCCAAAACAAAACUCUGUUGCCAACUCAAGAGACAGUAGGGAAUAAUAAUGGCCUUACCAAGUCCUCUUCUACUAACUUUCAUAUCGCCCCCAAUGUGGCGAAUCAAACACGCAUACAAUAUCCCUCGAUAUUCCAGCAAAAACCCAAAUUACAAAGGAGUAUUUCCAGUUCCAAUAUGCCAUACAGCAACUCUUCUAUGCAACAAUCUUCGCCGGCUUUACAGAGAAGUCUCUAUUAUGAUAAUCAACCAUUAACAGAGGAAAAGAAUUCCUCACUCAGUGGCUCCAAUUUAUCUUUAAACAAACAAAUGUUGAAUGAUUUUUGGACAGAAAAUCUAGCUCAAAACCAAAAACGACAAACUCCCAAGCGUACUUUAUGGAAUUUUGACAAAGUUUGCAAUUCCACGGUAGGAGCUGCAGGAGCUCCCUUAAAGGUAGAUGCUCAAACUGCCAAAAAAUUAGCUAUAUUUGAUCCCACAGUGGCGGAAGCGGCUCAAAAGGAACUACACAAACAACCUAACAAAUUGCAGAAAAAUGCUUCGCUUUCUCAUCUGGACAUGAAAGUACGCCAGGCAGUAACAAAAGAAGAUCUCUAUAAACUAAUAUGUAACGAACCCUCCUCACCAAAUGCGGUAGAAACAAAUACAAAUGCAACAAACUUCGUUAGUAAAGUACCUCUUAAAAUAGCCGCUGCCCCAGUAACAGCUUUAAAUAAAAGUGUCUCAAUGACACAUGUGCCUCAGACUGUUGGUCAAACUCCCUUUAAUAACAACUCCACUACACAUGCACCCUUUAACAACAAUCUGCGUAGAUCGACUAGUAAAACACAUAUACCUUGUUAUAUGAAACAUUUGCCUUCUCUCAGUCGUAGUACCUCAAAUAGUGCUAUUCUCUUGCCACCUGAUCCCAAACCUUCGAAUGAAGGCAAUCAUGUUAUUAAUAGAUCUUCAUUCAAACCAAUUAAUCAGCCUCUAGUAAACAACUCAUUGACAAUGUCUGCGUCAUGUUAUGACACAGCGACUUCGUCGUCACCGAAAACGAAUGAGACAUCUACAGUCAAUCCUCUAAGAGGUCUAUUAAAAAGUCUAUCAAGUUCAAAUGUUUAUGGAGCUCCUAAAUAUAGCCCAUUUUACGCUAGCAAACAGCAGCAGCAGACGUCUAGUGAGUCAUCACAACCUAUAAAGCAAGUAGUACAAAUGACAACUUCUUUGGUGGCAAAUGUUGCAGCAACAUCAAAUGCCAAUGAAUUGAAGGGUACUACUGCUUUAAAUGAUGAAAUCAUGAUGUUAAGGCAGCAGCAGCAGCAACAACAACAACAGCAGCAGCAAAUAGAGAAAAACAAACAAAAUUUCAAAGAGUCUCUAAGCAAAAAUAUUGCUAACAACAAUGUGGCAAAGAUUAAUAUUGAUUCUCCCUCCCUGGAACGUAAAUCGGAAAAAAGUAAUAGUACUAUAAGUACAAGUAGUGUUACAGUUACAAACUGUUGUACCACCCACUUGCCACAAUUAACAAAAUUGACCUCAUCUUUUCAUAUACCACCCACUCAAGAUAAAACCCAAGCAACAAAUGUCCAUAAUGCCCAAGGAAUUAGUUGUAUUGGAAAUGCAGCUAGCCAGGAAGAAAGUUUACCAAGAGUGGGUCAAUACAAGAUCUCAAAAACUCAAAGUGCUGCCAAUUUAGAAAUGUCAAAGCGUCAAAAAGACGCCGAUAAUAAAAUAGAAAAAUGUUUCAAUGAUAUAAUGAAAAAAUCUCAGAAUGUAACAACGUCGUCAGCUACGACGUCAGCGUUAACAACAACAGCAACAACGACAAAUACUAUAAGCAGCGUUUCUGCCGCAAUGUCAACACCAACAAUAGCGCAUAAUUUAAAUGCCGAAAAAGUAAAUGUUAAACAAGAGCCAAUAAAUAAUGACAACGCCAACUCAUCUUUGUCGAAUCUUCAAAGCGCUGCACCAACAAACCACAAGGUUAGUGAAAAUUUAACCUCUCAACCAUUAACAUCAACUACUACAUCCGGCAACACAAACAAGAAUUUAUCGCAAAUCCCAGUGGCCACUACGAAUUUGACUCAAUUACCUACGAAGAAAAAUUAUCCUAUUGGAAAAUCGAACUCAACAUCUCAAAUACCCAUGGCGAGUUAUCAAAGACCUCAGCUCUUGCAAACUAUACCUCAGCAACAUGUAGCCGAAACAAAUAAUAUGGCAAGUGCACAGCUCAGCUAUCCGCAACAAAAGAAAACAUUUUUAAAUUGGACUUCUUUUGCUUGCAAUACUAAUGAUCCCAACUAUCAACAACCACCAAGAUUACAACAGUCUGGUUCUGUUAACAAUGUUGCAAGGAAAAUGCAACAUUUUCAACCCAUACAGCCGCAAUCUACGUUGUCAACAUUUAAACCGGAGUUUUUGCAAAAGAAUACCAAUAAAGAGAACAAAUUACAAACGCAACAACUACAACAGCAGCAGCAAUUAUAUAAUAACCAGCAACAGUGUUUGGUGAGUCAGCAGCAACAACAACAACAACCUUCUGCUUUUGUUUAUCAGCCACGUACGAAAAAUCCUUUGAGCCAUUCGGCCUCAUUUUCAGCUGUGCAAAAACCCAUUGCCUUGCAAAUGCAUUUGGGCCAACUUCCCGUUAUGGAGCAACAAUCUAAACCUCAAUAUAUGAUAAAUAACUUUGGCAACAUGAUGCCGCAACAUCAUGCCAGACAGCCUCAACAAGAACGUAAAAUAUUGCAAACCUUUGAUCCUUUCUACACCAAUAAAUCUAUGGAACAAAAGUUUUAUCAACACAAACCUAAUCAACAGAAUACUCAAACAAAUAUUGCAGCGGCUGCUGCUGGUGGUGCUGGGUUUAAUCGUUAUCAACAACAAUUUGUGCCCAUUUUACAACAUCAACCCCAACAAAACAAACAACAUAAUCCAUUGAUGCAAUCGGCUUCAGCUUCGGCCUUAAAUUUCUAUCAGUCCCAACAAGCCCAGCAACAAAUGAACAAUACCACGCAAGUAUUUCAUCAACCUUUAAUGUAUCAGCAACAUGUGUCACAACACCAGCAACAACAACCACAGCAAACACAACAUCCUUUGCAACAAAGUAAUUCUAUGAUUUUGAAUCAUACAAAAACCAACAAUCAAAUGUCUAAAUCCGCCCUAGGACUUCACUAUAUCGAGACAGCAAAGCCCGUCAUACAAGAUGAUGCUGAUGGCCACUUGAUUUAUCACUCUGGCGAUAUACUUCAUCACAGAUAUAAAAUCAUGGCCACUCUCGGUGAAGGUACAUUUGGACGUGUUGUCAAGGUCAAAGAUAUGGAAAGGGACUUUUGUAUGGCCUUGAAAAUCAUUAAGAAUGUGGAAAAAUAUCGUGAAGCUGCCAAAUUGGAAAUUAAUGCUUUAGAAAAGAUUGCACAGAAGGAUCCAAAUUGUGAACAUUUGUGCGUAAAAAUGAUAGAUUGGUUCGAUUAUCACGGACACAUGUGCAUUGCUUUUGAAAUGUUAGGUUUGAGUGUUUUCGAUUUCUUGCGUGAGAACAACUACGAACCAUAUCCAUUGGAACAAGUGAGACACAUGGCCUAUCAGCUGUGCUAUUCUGUGAAAUUUUUACAUGACAAUCGUUUAACGCACACAGACUUAAAGCCUGAAAAUAUACUUUUUGUUGAUUCAGAAUACAAUACACAUUAUAAUCAUAAGAUUAAUCGUGAAGUUAGACGUGUCAAAAAUACCGAUGUGCGUCUAAUCGAUUUUGGUUCAGCCACUUUUGAUCAUGAACAUCAUAGUACCAUAGUAUCGACACGUCAUUAUCGUGCACCAGAAGUUAUACUCGAAUUGGGUUGGUCCCAACCGUGUGAUGUUUGGUCUAUAGGCUGUAUACUCUUUGAACUGUAUUUGGGCAUAACACUAUUCCAAACCCAUGACAAUCGUGAACAUCUUGCCAUGAUGGAACGUAUACUUGGACAGAUACCAUAUCGUAUGGCACGCAAUCAUGUUCUUUACAGCAAAACUAAAACAAAAUAUUUCUAUCAUGGUAAGUUGGAUUGGGAUGAGAAAUCAUCGGCCGGUCGUUAUGUGCGUGAUCAUUGUAAGCCACUAUUUAGAUAUCAAAUGAGUGAUAGUGAAGAUCAUUGUGAAUUAUUUGAUUUAAUUAAGAAAAUGUUGGAGUAUGAACCAUCACAACGUGUUACGUUAGGUGAAGCUUUACGUCAUCCAUUCUUUGAUAAACUCCCACCACAUCAGCGUGUAGGUGAUCCAGCCUCAAAAGUAAUGCAACCCGCCUCGUCUGGUAGCAGCAGCCGUGAACGUUCACACAGUUUAUCAAGAUGAGAAUUGGCACGAUUUGGUUAUUAUUAAUUAAUAACAACAUUUUUAAUUUCUAUACUAUGCUAAACAAAAAAAACAACAAACAA